Camarhynchus parvulus is the source of this 1569-nucleotide messenger RNA. RefSeq names its product glucagon like peptide 2 receptor (gene GLP2R). The coding region runs from base 1 to 1569 and encodes 522 amino acids. The record is from RefSeq and is a predicted model, not a curated record. Gene Ontology annotation, cellular component: plasma membrane. The transcript has 13 exons. Gene Ontology annotation, molecular function: glucagon receptor activity; peptide hormone binding. Gene Ontology annotation, biological process: adenylate cyclase-modulating G protein-coupled receptor signaling pathway; cell surface receptor signaling pathway. NCBI's taxonomy places the organism in Eukaryota, Metazoa, Chordata, Aves, Passeriformes, Thraupidae.
AUGGUGACACUUCUUGCUCUCUGUUCCAGCAUGGGACUCUGGUCCAGGAUAGCUCCAACCUCUGCCAGCUCUCUCAUGGUGUUGUUCCUUGUGAAACAGUAUUUUCACUCCCAGGCCAAAGGUUCUCUGCUGGAAAAAACCACUACUGGGUGGAACAAAUACAAACAGGAAUGCUUGAAAAUGCUGCAGGAAUCAUCUGUAGAUAGUGGAGUACAUUGCAAUGGGACAUUUGAUCAGUUUGUUUGCUGGCCUUACUCACCCCCAGGAAAUGUCUCUGUUCCUUGUCCUUCAUAUUUGCCAUGGCUGGAAAAUGGAAGUGUAGGACAUGUAUACAGAGUCUGCUUGGAUGAAGGGAUUUGGCAAACAAAGGAAAAUUCCACAGACAUUUGGCGGGAUAGUUCAGAAUGUUCUGAGAAAAAUCAUUUCCAAAAAAAUGAAGAAGAACACAAACUGCUCACCACAUUACAGCUGUUAUACACAAUAGGAUAUUACUUUUCUCUCAUCUCACUGGUAUUAGCUCUGCUUAUACUUUCUUUACUCAGAAAACUUCACUGCACAAGAAACUACAUCCAUAUGAAUUUAUUUGCAUCCUUUAUCUUGCGUGCUGCAGCAGUUCUUAUUAAAGACUCUGUGUACUACAAUAUUUACUCAAAAAGACCAAAUGAUGAAAGUGGAUGGAUUUUAUACCUCAGUCCAGAGAUUGUCAUCGUCUGCAGGACUGCCCAGUUUUUCAUGCACUACUUUGUUGGGGCAAAUUACUUCUGGCUGUUGGUGGAAGGGAUUUAUCUGCAUACCUUGUUGAUAACUGUGGUGCUCUCUGAGAGAAGGCUGCUGCAGACAUACAUUGUGAUAGGAUGGGUUGUUCCAAUCCUGUUUGUGGGCCCAUGGGGAAUAAGUAGAUCCAAACUGGAGAACACUGGGUGCUGGGGAACAAAUGAACACAUGGGGAUCUGGUGGAUCAUCCGAGGACCGAUGUUGUUUUCCAUUGCAGUUAACUUUGUCAUCUUCUUAAAAAUUCUCAGAAUGCUGAUUUCCAAACUGAAAGCUCAGCAAAUGACCUUCCAUGACUACAAAUACAGAUUGGCAAGAUCUACACUUGUGCUGAUUCCACUGUUGGGGAUCCAUGAAUUUGUAUUUACCUUCAUCACUGAUGAACAGGUGGAAGGACUUUCAAGACAUAUAAGACUUUUCAUUCAGCUGACAAUGAGCUCAUUUCAUGGUUUUUUGGUAGCAGUUCUCUAUUGCUUUGCUAAUGGAGAGGUGAAAGCAGAGCUGCAGAAGCAAUGGUCCCGAUUCCUGCUGGCAGAUCCCUUUGGCUGCAAGCUCUGCUUUCUGGGGGAAAACAUCAAAUACCUGAGGAAAUGUUCCCAGAAAAGGAAAAAGCAGCACCUCAGCAGCAGGCACCACUUCUGCCUGGAGGUGAGCAAGCCCUGGGAGCUGCAGCUGCAGAAGAGGCAGAGCCCAGGGGCCCAGGCAGGCCCUCCCCAGAUGAGCAUGUCUGACAGCAGCGAGGGAGAGGUCACCACUGCAGAGACCACCGAGGAAGUCUUCGAGGAAAGUGAAAUUUAG